Molecule: messenger RNA, 1434 nt
Organism: Ipomoea triloba (trilobed morning glory)
Lineage: Eukaryota; Viridiplantae; Streptophyta; Magnoliopsida; Solanales; Convolvulaceae
Product: ATP-dependent DNA helicase PIF1-like
Exons: 1
Coding region: 1-1434 (477 amino acids)
Biological process (GO): DNA repair; telomere maintenance
Molecular function (GO): DNA helicase activity
Source: RefSeq, a predicted model, not a curated record
AUGACAAUAUACAAUGAGGUCAUUCAAAAUGUUGACAACAACACUGGGGGUUUGUUCUUUGUAUAUGGUUAUGGUGGAAUAGGAAAGACCUUUUUAUGGAGAGCAUUGUCUUCUUAUUUAAGGGCCAAAGGCGAUAUAGUUCUAAAUGUUGCAUCCAGCGGCAUUGCCUCACUUUUAUUGCCGGGUGGGAGAACUGCACAUUCCAGGUUUGCUAUACCCAUCUCUAUUAAUGAAGAUUCAACCUGCAACAUUAGUCAAGGAAGCCCUUUGGCGGAACUUAUUGUUUAUUGCAAAUUGAUUAUAUGGGACGAGGCUCCUAUGAUGCAUAAGUACUGUUUUGAGGCUUUAGACAAGACAAUGAGAGAUUUGUUAAGAUUCAAGAAUGAAAACAGUUACGACAUGCCGUUUGGGGGGAAAACAGUUGUUCUUGGUGGAGAUUUCAGGCAAAUCCUACCAGUUAUUCCUAAGGGCACAAGACAAGAUAUAGUUGGGGCAACAAUCAACUCUUCGUAUUUAUGGAGGUACUGUAAAGUUUUGAGGCUGACAAAAAAUCUACGUCUAACAACAAUUCAAGCACCUGAAGAACGACAACAAACUGAACAAUUUGCAAAGUGGAUUGCUGAUAUUGGUGACGGAGUAAGUUCGGCAUGCACUGAUGAAGAAGAUGAUCUGAUUAUUCCUAAUCACAUAUUGUUGCAGUAUGUAGAUAAUCCUAUUGCUGCAAUUGUAGAAAGCACCUUUCCUAAUUAUGAAAUUGCAUGCACUGACUCUCAAUUCCUACUUAGCCGUGCAAUUUUGGCUCCAACUUUGGAUGUGGUAGAUAGCAUCAACGAUUAUAUGAAUGAAAUGAACAAGGGAGACUCCAAAACAUAUCUCAGUUGUGAUACGGUCUGUAAAGCAGACGAUCCAGGAGAUACGCUAGGAGAUUUGCAUACACCGGAGUUCCUCAAUGGCUUACGGUGUUCUGGAAUACCAAACCAUUCUUUGACUAUUAAAGUUGGAUCACCUGUUAUGCUUUUGAGGAAUAUUGAUCACUCAUUAGGACUCUGCAACGGUACUAGGUUAAUUGUUACAAGGUUGGCUGAUCACGUUUUGGAGGCGAAAAUCAUGUCUGGAACACAUAAAGGAACAAAAGUUCUUAUUCCUAGGAUGUCGUUAACACCUUCUGACACUAGAUUGCCAUUCAAGUUCCAAAGAAAACAGUUUCCAUUGAUGCUAUCAUAUGCCAUGACAAUCAAUAAAAGUCAAGGUCAAACACUUUCGCAUGUGGGUUUGUUUUUGAGAAAGCCCGUUUUUAAUCAUGGCCAAUUGUAUGUAGCAAUCUCAAGGGUCAGUAAUCCUAUGGGAUUAAAAAUUUUGAUUUGUGGGGAAAAUCCUCAAUCUGUAACUACAACUAAAAAUGUUGUUUACAAAGAAGUUUUCAAUAAUGUGUAA